Molecule: messenger RNA, 2212 nt
Organism: Chanos chanos (milkfish)
Lineage: Eukaryota; Metazoa; Chordata; Actinopteri; Gonorynchiformes; Chanidae
Gene: dlst
Product: dihydrolipoamide S-succinyltransferase
Exons: 15
Coding region: 59-1444 (461 amino acids)
Biological process (GO): tricarboxylic acid cycle
Cellular component (GO): oxoglutarate dehydrogenase complex; mitochondrion
Molecular function (GO): dihydrolipoyllysine-residue succinyltransferase activity
Source: RefSeq, a predicted model, not a curated record
UUAGGAGAUUUCUGAGUCCUACUGCGGUCGGGUACUGUCUGCUGUCAUUGCAGCCGAUAUGUUAUCCCAUUCCCGGUGUCUCACCCGGACUUUCGGUCGUUCCUUUUCAGUCCUCCGCCAGGGUAAUAGUGUACUAGCAAGGCGGGCUACGUCAAGCAUAUCAGCGAGUCAAUGCGUCACUUUUCAAAACAGCACGAAAUGUGAGACCAGACCCAGUGUCUUCCAGAUCAGAUACUUCAAGACAUCUGCUGCUCACAAGAAUGAAGUAAUUACAGUCAACACGCCAGCAUUUGCUGAGUCUGUCACAGAGGGGGAUGUGAGGUGGGAAAAAGCUGUUGGAGACACAGUUGCUGAGGAUGAGGUGGUGUGUGAAAUCGAAACCGAUAAGACAUCGGUGCAGGUGCCCUCCCCAGCUGCAGGAGUGAUUGAGGCUCUUUUGGUUCCUGAUGGUGGUAAAGUAGAGGGAGGUACUCCUCUAUUCAAACUAAAAAAAGGAGCUGGUGCUGCUAAGGCAGCUGAUGCACCACAACCUGCUGCUCCGCCACCUGAAGCCCCUGCAGCCGCUGCCCCUCCUCCUCCUCCACCACCCCCUGCGGCCCCUGAUGCUGGGCCUAUACCAACCGCCAUGCCCCUGGUGCCACCUGUUCCCACUCAGCCUAUGGCAGCCAAACCAGCUCCAGCCAUCAAACCCACACCAGCUCCUGUUGCCACAGCAACUGAUGCUGGACCUAAGGGUGCCCGGUCAGAGCAUAGGGUAAAGAUGAAUCGCAUGAGAUUGAGGAUUGCCCAGAGACUGAAGGAGGCCCAAAACACCUGUGCCAUGCUGACAACCUUUAACGAAGUGGACAUGAGCAACAUCAUGGAAAUGAGAAAGGUGUACAAAGAUGCUUUCCUGAAGAAACACGGUAUCAAACUGGGCUUCAUGUCAGCGUUUGUGAAGGCUGCUGCCUACGCUCUGACUGACCAACCCGCUGUCAACGCCGUCAUUGAUGAUACAACCAAAGAAAUUGUGUACCGGGAUUAUGUUGAUAUUAGUGUGGCUGUAGCAACACCAAAGGGACUCGUGGUACCUGUGAUCCGAGGAGUAGAGGGAAUGAACUUUGCAGACAUUGAGAAAACAAUUAAUGAACUGGGAGAGAAGGCCCGUAAGAAUGAGCUAGCUGUUGAAGACAUGGAUGGAGGAACGUUCACCAUCAGUAAUGGAGGAGUGUUUGGAUCCUUGUUCGGGACACCCAUCAUUAACCCUCCUCAGUCUGCCAUUCUGGGCAUGCAUGGUGUCUUUGACAGGCCUGUGGCGGUCGGGGGCAAGGUUGAGAUCAGGCCUAUGAUGUAUGUGGCUCUGACGUACGACCACCGUUUAAUUGACGGCAGAGAGGCGGUCACCUUCCUGCGUAAGAUCAAAUCUGUGGUGGAGGACCCCCGGGUUCUUCUGCUCGAAAUGUGAGAGAGAGGGGAAAAGUCAAGUGCACUCUCAAAUGGCCGCCUAACUCCCUGAGAUGUACGAAAAACGUGAUCCUGUUUUAAACACAAUGGUUCUUAACCUUUCCCUUGUUGCUGUUGCAGAUGGCUGAAUUGGUUUACUAAGGAAAAAGUAUUUCACUACUGAAAUGAUUUAUUGACACGUGCAAAAAAAAAAAAAAAAAAAAAAUGAGAGGGUGGGCCAAAGCUGAGUUGUGCACAGGCUGGUAAUUCAAAAGACCUCUUGUUAAAAAUAUAUUGUACAAAACGUUUGUUUUUUUUUGCAGGGCUGGGUGUUCAGUUGAACAGACUUUCUACUUAGCACAGGGCUGUCAUUAAGUUCGUAUGUGCUUAUAGCCAUUUUCCAAACUCAAGUAAUAUGGAUUAAAACUGUUCCAACUCCUUGUCCAGCUAUUUGUUCUCUAAAUGGCAAAAGUAAGCAUAGUAGUAAGCAGUAUAUUGUAUUUCAUAUUCUUCAUGUUAAAAAAAAAAAAGGGGUAUUGGAAGUAGCUGCAAUUUGUCACCAGAUGAACAGAACAGAACCAGAAACACUAUGUUCCAGAAACUCUGUCUUUUUUUGUAUUCAAUGUUAUAUGUACUCAUAAUGGCAGUAUGUUCAUGACAUCUCUCUGAGGUCAGAUUCACUGAACUCUUUAGGAACAAAUUCCAGCAAUGCUGAAAUAAGCGGAACUAUUUAAGGGGGGAAAAAAAACAAGAUUUUAAACAAUAAAAUAAACAAAUAUUGUGUGUUGCA